Spirodela intermedia is the source of this 6777-nucleotide messenger RNA. The record is from the annotation of a GenBank genome assembly. Lineage: Eukaryota; Viridiplantae; Streptophyta; Magnoliopsida; Alismatales; Araceae.
AUGGAGAUCGCCGGGUACCGAGGCGGGAGCCUCCGGGGGAGUCUCCAGGGGAGUCUCCAGGGGAGUCUCCGGCGGAGUGUGUCGGCGUGGCGUUCGCCGAGCACGAGCGACGUCUUCGGGCGGUCCAGUCGGGAGGAAGACGACGAGGAGGCCCUGAAAUGGGCGGCCCUCGAGAAGCUCCCCACCUACGACAGGCUGAGGAAGGGGAUCAUGACCGGCGACGGCGGGGAGAUCCAGGAGGUGGAGAUCCAGGGCCUGGGCUUCCAGGAGAGGAAGAACCUGCUGGAGAAGCUCGUCAGGAACGCCGAGGAGGACAACGAGAAGUUCCUCCUCAAGCUCCGCAACCGUAUGGAGCGGUGAGUACCGAUUUUUUCUUACCCUUGGACCUCCUCGAGCACCGCAGCCCUUCGACCUCUCUCCCCCCACCCAGUUCCUGAUCGUAACGAGAUUCUUACCAUUUUUUUCUUUUUUCCCUUUCUUACCGCCGCCAGUGUUGGGAUUGACAACCCCACGAUCGAAGUCCGGUUCGAGCAUCUGAACAUCGACGCGGAGGCCUUCGUCGGAAACCGAGGUGUCCCCACACUUAUCAAUUUCUUCGUCAACAAAGCCAUGGUACGGUCUCUCCUCUGCUCCGUCCUCGGGUUUUCUGGGAGGCGAUCUCUCUCCUUCGCCGGCUCGCUUGCGAGGAUCUCACGAGAAAAAAACUAUUUUUUUUGUUCUGGAUUCAGUGGAUGCUCAGUGCUCUUCAUCUGGUGCCGAGCGGGAAGAGGCCCAUCUCGAUCCUCCACGACGUCAGCGGAAUAAUCAAGCCCUGCAGGUAAAGUCAGAGUCGAUCCCCAGGCGCCGUUUCAGAUCAGCAGCCUUAGUAGUUUCUCUCCCGGUCUUCUCGCCGCCGGCAAAGAAAUCACUCGCUGAUGAAUCAUAUUUCUGCUUAACUGCGCAGGAUGACUCUGCUUCUCGGCCCCCCGGGAGCCGGUAAGACGACUCUGCUGCUGGCCCUCGCAGGAAAGCUCGACAACACCCUGAAGGUAUUUAACAAAGAACUCUGCUUUUUCAUCCUCCCAGAACGGAAAAAGAUCUGUAAAAGCAGGUGAUUCUCUCGAAUUCCGGAGAUUGAUAAUCAUCUCUUCUUCUCGUUCACGAAACCCAACAGGUAACUGGGAACGUCACCUACAACGGCCACGGGAUGCACGAGUUCGUCCCCCAGAGGACCUCCGCCUACAUCAGCCAGCACGACGUCCACAUAGGGGAGAUGACCGUGAGAGAGACUCUGGCUUUCUCCGCCAGAUGCCAAGGCGUGGGCACCCGAUACGGUAGGUCAACGAUCUAAGGUACACUAGCCUGGACAGCCCCCGUGACCAGAUGAUGCUCACCUUCCUUUCCCCUCUGCGUGUUUCUUCGCAGAGAUGCUGACGGAGCUGUCGAGGAGAGAGAAGGAGGCCAACAUCAAGCCAGACCCCGACGUGGACGUGUACAUGAAGGUGAGCCCAGAAGUCAUGGCCGAUGUGUACACUAAAGGCGCGCAGUAGCCGCUCUCCGACUGACAGACAGGCAGAAGAAAGAAAGAAAGAAAGACGUCGUCUCGUGACUGAACUGACUUCAUCUUGCUCGCUCGUUCCUUUCUGAACAGGCCGUCGCCGUGGAGGGCCAGGAGAGCGUGGUCACAGACUACAUCCUCAAGGUAGGGACGAAUGGCGCAAUAAAUUUCAUGGCGACAUGCAGUCAAAUCUGUUGCUCCCUUGCUUCCUUCGCCGGUGGCAAUUCCACUGAUUCAUCGAUCGACCGCUGAAUCAAUCUGUUGCUUCUUUAUCGUAGAUCCUGGGUCUGGACAUAUGCGCGGACACCAUGGUCGGAGACGCGAUGAUCCGGGGGAUCUCCGGUGGCCAGAAGAAGCGUGUGACCACCGGGGAGAUGCUCGUGGGGCCGUCGAAGGCGCUGUUCAUGGACGAGAUCUCCACCGGGCUGGACAGCUCCACCACCUUCCAAAUCGUCAACUCCCUGCGGCAGUCGGUGCACAUCCUCGGCGGCACGGCGCUCAUCGCCCUACUCCAGCCCGCACCGGAGACCUACGACCUCUUCGACGACAUCCUCCUCCUCUCCGACGGCCAGAUCGUCUACCAGGGCCCCCGUGAGAACGUGCUGGAAUUCUUCGAGUCCAUGGGCUUCAGGUGCCCGGAGAGGAAGGGCGUCGCCGACUUCCUGCAGGAGGUGAGCCAACUGCCCGGCAGAAACCCCGGCUGCUACUACUACCCUCCACUGAGAUGGCGCUGACCCCGGAAUUUCGUCGCAGGUUACGUCGAGGAAGGAUCAGCAGCAGUACUGGGUACGAGAGGACGAGCCCUACCGGUUCAUUCCGGUCAACGAGUUCUCGGAGGCCUUCAAGUCCUUCCACAUCGGCGCCAAGGUGUAUGAGGAGCUCAGCACCCCCUUCGACCGCAGCCGCAACCACCCCGCGGCGUUGACCACGUCAAGGUACGGCAUCAGCAAGAUGGAGCUGGUCAAGGCCUCCGUCGAGAGGGAGUGGCUCCUCAUGAAGAGGAACUCCUUCGUCUACAUCUUCAAAGUCGUCCAGGUGAGAGCGCGUCCUCCCAUCCCCCGCCGCUGCGCCGGCAGUGACACGCAGACAUCAGCCACGGACUCGGUCGCUCUGGGCAUCUAACUAAACUCGACCGCCUCCACUUCCUUACAUCGCAGCUGUUUAUCCUCGCGCUGAUCGCCAUGACGGUCUUCUUCCGCACGAAGAUGCCCCGGAACGGGAUCGAGGACGCGACCAUCUUCCUGGGCGCCAUGUUCUUGGGCCUCGUCACCCAUCUGUUCAACGGCUUCGCGGAGCUCGCCAUGAGCAUCGCCAAGCUCCCCGUCUUCUACAAGCAGAGGGACCUCCUCUUCUACCCGUCAUGGGCGUACGCGCUACCCACCUGGAUACUCAAGAUCCCCAUCUCCUUCGUGGAAUGCGGCGUCUGGGUCGCCAUAACCUACUACGUCAUCGGCUUCGAUCCCAAUGUCGUGAGGUUAGACUCCGCCACCCACCCAGAUAGAUGAAUGAGAUGCCCCACCGCCGCCGGGAGGGAGGGAGACCUCUCUCCUUCCUCGUCCGCUAAUUGAUUAAAUUAACUCUCGAAUCGGCUCCGUCUCUGCAGGAUGUUCCGGCACUUCCUGCUCCUGGUUCUGAUCAGUCAGGUGGCCUCGGGGCUCUUCCGGCUGCUGGCCGCCCUCGGCAGGGACAUGGUCGUCGCGGACACCUUCGGCGCGUUCGCUCAGCUCGUGCUCUUGGUGCUCGGCGGCUUCAUCAUUGCCAGAGGUACAAAGAAAAACCCUCCCCAGAGCUUCUGUAUUUCAUAAUACAUCACACCGAGCAUGAAUCGGAGGAGGCAGCGAUCGUCACCGGCGACUUUCUCUUUUGCUCCUCCCGCAGAGAAAAUCAAGAAGUUCUGGAUCUGGGGUUACUGGGCGUCGCCGUUGAUGUACGCGCAGAACGCCAUCGCCGUGAACGAGUUCCUCGGGCACAGUUGGAGCACGGUAAGGAGGGCGUCAAUGGCAAGCUUAUCGUCAACAGGGCGGAGGGGGAUUUUUCUUUAUCUGAACUCUGUUUCUACCGCCGGCGCAGGUUGUGGACUCGAUGGGGCAGACACUGGGCGAGCAGUUCCUGAGGACCCGUGGAAUAUUUGUGGACAAAAACUGGUACUGGAUCGGCGUUGGCGCGUUGCUCGGAUACGUGGUUCUCUUCAACGUCCUCUUCAUCCUCUUCCUCGAAUGGCUUGACCGUGAGUUCUUCGGGCACCGAAAUCUUUCACAAAACCUCGCAUUCUUAUCGUUCGAAGCCAUGCGUCUGAAUGUCUUCUUGCUGCACAUUCAGCCCUUGGGAAAGGUCAGACCACCGUCUCCGAGGAGGCUCUUCAGGAGAAGGAAGCGAACAGAACAGGAGCGAACGUUGAACUGGCGAAUCGGGGAUCCGCUGCAGAGGGUCAGUCAGUCAGUCUCUCCUUCUGCGUCUUCUCCCACCUUCUUCUUUCUCCUUCUCUGGUUAGGUGUAUCUGAAAGUCGUGGCCGCAAAUUGCAGGCGGAAGUGUGGAGAUUAGGAAGGAUGGAAGCAAGAAGAAGGGCAUGGUGUUGCCAUUUACUCCUCUCGCGAUCACCUUCGAUAAUGUGAAAUACUCCGUCGACAUGCCGCAGGUAAAUACCUCCCUCUCUCUCUCUCUCCCUCUCUCUCUCUCUCUCUCUCUCUCUCUCUCUCUCUCUCUCUCUCUCUCUCUCUCUCUCUCUCUCUCUCUCGCUCGCUCACUCCCUGGGGUGCGAUAUGACUCGGGAAACAGAACAUGUAUGACACAGUUUUGAAAACUUGGUUGCGCAGGAAAUGAAAGAAAGAGGCGUUACAGAGGACAAGCUGCUGCUGCUGAAGGGGGUCAGCGGCGCCUUCAGGCCCGGCGUUCUGACGGCGCUGAUGGGGGUGAGCGGAGCCGGGAAGACGACUCUCAUGGACGUCCUGGCUGGGAGGAAGACCGGCGGGUACAUCGAAGGAGACAUCCGCAUCUCCGGAUACCCCAAGAACCAGGAGACCUUCGCCCGCAUCUCCGGUUACUGCGAGCAGAACGACAUCCACUCGCCCCACGUCACCGUCUACGAGUCCCUCCUCUACUCCGCGUGGCUCAGGCUCCCCGCCGAUGUCGACGAGAAGCAGAGAAAGGUCAGAAGAGAGAAGAGAUCCCCUCCAAAACGCUGACGACGACUUUCAAAAACCUGCUGCGGGUAAUUGGUUGAGUGACACUGACGGGUGUUUUUUUUUGUUUGAUCCGCCUGGACUUCCCAGACGUUCGUGGACGAGGUGAUGGACUUGGUGGAGCUGAAUUCGCUGAGGGGGUCGCUCGUGGGCCUGCCCGGGGUGACUGGGCUCUCGACGGAGCAGAGGAAGAGGCUCACCAUCGCCGUGGAGCUCGUCGCCAACCCCUCCAUCAUCUUCAUGGACGAGCCGACUUCGGGGCUCGACGCGAGGGCAGCGGCCAUCGUGAUGAGGACGGUGAGGAACACGGUGGACACCGGAAGAACCGUCGUCUGCACCAUCCACCAGCCCAGCAUCGACAUCUUCGAAGCCUUCGAUGAGGUAAAUGAAUGACGACGGGAUUGCUCUCCCCCUACUACUAUUACUACUAAUCUCCGGCGGCGUUGCUGUUCCCAUGAGAGAUCAUCCCCCUGACCCGUCUUCCCUCCCUUCCGUGGCGGUUGCAGCUCUUCCUCAUGAAGCGCGGCGGCGAGGAGAUCUACGUCGGCCCGCUUGGACGCCAGUCCAGCCACUUGAUCAAGUACUUCGAGGUGAGUUCGAGAGGAAAAUCACAACAAAAGAAAGAGCUCUUUCCUCGAGAUGGCCGGCUCUGACAUUCAUCCGCUCGUUUUGUCCAAAUUUCCCUCUACCAGAGCAUCGACGGGGUGAAGAAGAUCAAGGAGAGAUACAACCCUGCGACAUGGAUGCUGGAGGUGACGACCAUGGCCCAAGAGGAGAUCCUGGGGUUGAACUUCACCGAGGUGUACAGGAACUCCGACCUCUACAAGAGGAACAAGGACCUGAUCAAGGAGCUCAGCACGCCUCCCCCAGGCUCCAAGGAUCUCUUCUUCCCUACCCAGUUCUCGCAGUCCUUCGUGAUGCAGUGCGUAGCCUGCCUGUGGAAGCAGCACAAGUCCUACUGGAGGAACCCCUCGUACACCGCCACUCGCCUCUUCUUCACCGCCAUCAUCGCCCUCAUCUUCGGAACCAUCUUCUGGGACCUCGGCAAGAAGAGGUGAACCAUCGUCAAACAUAUCUCGGACCCCUCUCCUCCUCCCCGCCCCGCCGGCGGUUCCUCCCGGGAAAGAGGAACUGACGGAACUUGCGCUCCUCUCGCAGGGAAACCUCUCUGGAUCUCAUCAACGCCAUGGGCUCCAUGUACGCCGCAGUCCUCUUCAUCGGAAUCCAGAACGCCCAAACAGUCCAGCCAAUCGUGGACGUCGAGCGGACCGUCUUCUACAGGGAGAAGGCCGCCGGGAUGUACUCAGCUCUUCCGUAUGCUUACGCACAGGUGGGUCUCUCUUCUUCAUCUUGUUCUUCGUCCUCUUCUUCUCUCGUCUUCAUCUUCCUCCUCUUCGUCUUCUUCCUGUUCCUCCUCGUCUCACGCUUCUCUCUCCGCCUGUGUGUGUGCAGGUACUGAUUGAGAUCCCCCACAUCCUGGUGCAAACCCUGCUGUACGGGCUGCUGGUCUAUAGCAUGAUCGGCUUCGACUGGACGGUGGCCAAGUUCCUUUGGUACCUCUUCUUCAUGUUCUUCACCUUCCUCUACUUCACCUACUACGGCAUGAUGGCCGUCGCCAUGACGCCCAAUAGCGACAUCGCCGCCAUCGUCGCCGCCGCCUUCUACGCCAUCUGGAACAUCUUCGCCGGCUUCAUCAUCCCCCGACCCGUAAGCCCCCAUCCCCUCCCUCGUCCCAUCUUCGCCGGCUUCAUCUUCUUCUGUGCGCCUUACCGAGUUAUAUGAUGAUGGCGACUCUGCAGAGGAUCCCCAUCUGGUGGCGAUGGUACUACUGGGCGUGUCCCGUGGCGUGGACCCUCUACGGGCUGGUGGUGUCGCAGUUCGGGGAGUACACGGACAGGAUGACCGACGUCGAUGAGACGGUGGAGAACUUCCUGAGGAGAUUCUUAGGGUUCCGGCACGACUUCCUACCCGUGGUGGGCGUCAUGGUGGUCGUCUUCACCGUGCUCUUCGCCUCCAUCUUCGCCUUCUCCAUCAAGACCCUCAACUUCCAGAGACGGUGA